AGACCAGACUGACUUAUAACUAUAUGUAUCUUUUUACACACACCCAGGUGCUCAAAUUCAACACACCAAAAAAACAACAAAUAAAUUUUAGAGAAAAAGGGGAUUUUCUUAUCAAAUGCAAUAACAGAAUUAUUUCCUUUUGUUGAUUGGUUGUUAAGACAAUUUUAAAACAGAUUUAAAGUUUUAAAACAAAAACAUUAAGGGGUUUAGUGAAAAACAAACACAUAAACUUAUCAACGGCGAUAUAUCGACUUUAGUGGACAUGAAGUAUCUACCUAUAACAUUAAUAUAAUAGUUCAGCUAAAAACUGUCAAUUAUAUAGUAAGGGUGUGUCCUAUAGCCAUUAUAGCCAUAGCCAUUAUACCCGUACAAUAUAAAAAGUCAGUACAUCCAGCAAAGGUGUUUAUUCAAAACAACCUCAGUAAUAAAGGACAUAUUGUUGGAUAUAGGGACCCAACUUUUACUAUCAGGUAGAUACAAAAGAAUCAAUUUAUUCCUUUUAUUAAAUGAUAAAAUAUUGUAAAUUAUAUAAAACAUCAAUCAUCAAAUAAAAGUAAAAUUUUUGUAUAAAAUUUCUGAUUUUUUAAAUUCAAAAUUUCUUUGUUCUUCACAAUUAUCUUUUGAUAAAAAACAAACAAAAACAGUUAUUUGUUUUAUGCCAAAAAUAUGAUGCUGGCUCCUACUGUUUUCAAACUUUUAUCUAUCUUUCUGUCUUUUUAAUUAAUAAUAUAUUUUGUAUUUCAAUGAAAAAGGCAAUAAAAUUUGAUAACCUGCAAAAAAAAUUUUAACCAUGGAACUUUUUUUAUUUUCAUAGAAAAGCAUAAUGAAUGCAACUUUGCUGAACCAGACUUGGUCUAACGACAGUGAAACAACCUUGCAAAAUGUCACUACCCCCAUUGAUGAUGUGAAACCAACCAAGAAUUCUCCAAUGUCAUCUAUAGAUUGGGAAGAUGAGAAAAAAGCAAUGUACAACAUUGAGAUCAUUCUUCAUUGUAUAUUUCUAGCUGUUGGAUUGGUUGGCAACGGUCUCACAAUAGGUGUACUUAUCUAUAAGAAAUGGAAAAACGUAACCUCCAGACAUAUAUUGAUAGCAUUGGCUGUAUCUGACACGGCCAUGAUAUGCAGUCAUACAUUCAACCAAGAUUUUCUUCAAGAUCUCUUUAAACUUGAUGUUAGGGCAUUUUCUGAUAUAGGAUGCAAGAUAUUCUAUAUUUUCUAUCAUACUUCAAAAAUGACCUCAUCAUGGUUUAUCGUAUUUCUCUGCAUUGAGAGGUUUGUUGCUGUCAAGUUUCCCCUCAAAGUUAAAAUCAUCAUUACUGAAAUGAGGAUAAAGGUCUACAUCAUUGUUGUCUACCUUACUAUGACUGGCUUUGCUAUAAUACUGAGUUUCUCAACAGCCACUGACAACAUGAUUUGUAAAAAGGACGCUAUAGCAUCAAAUGAGAAGCAAAUGUUUCGAGCAUUGAUGUUGGUCGAGAUGUUGCUGUAUUCUGUAGGACCAAUUUUUCUCAUGUCAGUUCUAACACCUAUCAUUAUUCUACAACUGUACAAACGAUAUCAGUAUAAGAAAGCUCUCACCAAUAAAACAGAGACCGGAAAAGAACGUGAAAUUCAGCAAUUGCAAGAGCUAAUUCGGACAACAACUGUUCUCAUUUCAGUUGUGGCAGCUUUUAUCAUAUGUGUGACACCAAUUACUGUUUUCCAGCAGGUAAAAUUCUGGCUACAUAUUAAAAAGAAAGAGAUGGAGAGAACAUAUUCUAUCUUUGUGUUCAGGGAGACUUCACAACGUUUAGAACAGAUCAAUUACAGCAUCAAUUUCUUUCUGUACAUUUUAACUUCUAACACAUUCAGGAAGACAGUGUUGGAAAUGUUGCAUUUAAAACAGAAUAUUAGAAAGAACAUCAUCAAAAAGUCAAACUCAGCUGACAAAUAUAGAGAGAGCCAAAGCAAAAAGGGCAGCACUAACAAACAAGAGCAGAAAAUAUCAAGUAAUCCAAAGACAUUGCAAAAGUCAGGACAAGAAAACAACCAACAAGAGAACAACCACCCAGAAACAACCUGUAAGGAAACUGUCAGGCUGUCAAGUACUGCACAGAAUAAUGAUCACUUGCUACCACCUGGCACUGUCAAACCAACUGAUAGUGACAUGGUAGACAACAAUGAUAAGUUAGACGACAACUUUUACCCAAUCUGCACACAUGAACAAGCUGUCAACAAUUUACCAGUACAGGUUGGUCAACUAGAUCCACAUGAAAGUAGUUUAGAUUCAGACUUCACUGAUGGAAAAUAA
Molecule: messenger RNA, 2290 nt
Organism: Ruditapes philippinarum (Manila clam)
Lineage: Eukaryota; Metazoa; Mollusca; Bivalvia; Venerida; Veneridae
Product: delta-type opioid receptor-like
Exons: 2
Coding region: 824-2290 (488 amino acids)
Biological process (GO): G protein-coupled receptor signaling pathway
Cellular component (GO): plasma membrane
Molecular function (GO): G protein-coupled receptor activity
Source: RefSeq, a predicted model, not a curated record